UCACCAGAUCCUGUAGUCUCGCCCUGCUGUGCCCUGCUCGGCCCAGGAACCUUCAGUCGAAGGCCUGUUCUGGUCCCCCUUUAGAUCUCAGAUCUGCUACACUUUCCAGGAUGCCGCUGUCUCGUUCCCUGUCCAUGUCGUCUCUGAGCGGCGUUCUGCCGGCCUGGGAGGAGGAUGAGCUGCCGGUGGACGACCUGCUGCUGUUUGAAGUGGCCUGGGAGGUCACCAACAAAGUGGGUGGAAUCUACACGGUGCUGCAGACCAAGGCCAAGAUCACCACAGAUGAAUGGCGGGAGAACUACUACAUGAUGGGGCCGUACUUUGAACACAACUUCAGCACCCAGGUGGAGGGAUGUGAGCCGCCCCACCCUGCUGUCAGGAAGGCCAUGGACUCGCUGAUCCACAACGGCUGCCAGGUCCAUUUUGGACGCUGGCUGAUCGAGGGCAGCCCGUUUGUGAUUCUGUUUGAUAUUGGAUCCGCUGCCUGGAACCUGGACCGCUGGAAGGGGGACUUGUGGCAGACCUGCAGCAUCGGCCUGCCGUACGACGACAGAGAGGCCAACGACUCGCUGAUCCUGGGCUCCUUGAUCGCCUGGUUCUUCAAGGAGCUGACGGAUCAACUCGGAGACAAGCCCAAUGUGAUCGGUCAUUUCCACGAGUGGCAGGCGGGACCUGGACUCAUUCUCUCCCGCUCGCGUAAAAUUCCUAUGGCGACAGUGUUCACAACCCACGCAACUCUGCUGGGACGGUACCUUUGUGCUGGGAACGCUGACUUCUACAACAACCUGGACAAGUUCAGCAUUGACAAGGAGGCAGGUGACAGGCAGAUCUACCACCGGUAUUGCCUGGAGAGAGCAGCCGUCCACUGCGCUCACGUCUUCACCACAGUCUCCCAAAUCACAGCAGUGGAGGCCAACCAUAUGCUGCACAGGAAGCCAGAUGUUGUGACACCAAACGGGCUGAAUGUGAAGAAGUUCUCAGCCAUGCAUGAGUUCCAGAACCUGCACUCUACCAACAAGACCCGGAUCCAGGAGUUUGUCAGGGGGCAUUUCUAUGGUCAUCUGGACUUCAACCUGGACAGAACGCUUUUCUUCUUCAUUGCUGGACGCUAUGAGUUCUGCAAUAAGGGGGCCGACAUCUUCCUAGAAUCUCUGUCCAGACUCAACUACCUGCUGCGGGUCCACAGAAACGAUGUGACCGUGGUGGUUUUCUUCAUCAUGCCGGCAAAAACCAACAACUUUAACGUGGAGUCCCUGAAGGGCCAGGCAGUGCGCAAGCAGCUCUGGGACACGGCUCACGCUGUGAAGGAGAAGUUUGGCAAGAAGCUAUACGACGCUCUGUUAAAGGGGCAGAUUCCUGAUAUGAACUCCAUCCUGGAUCGAGAUGACUUCACUAUAAUGAAGAGAGCCAUCUAUGCCACUCAGAGACACAGCCUUCCUCCAGUGACGACCCACAACAUGCUGGACGACACCACGGAUCCCAUUCUGUGCAACGUUCGACGCAUCGGUCUGUUCAACUCCAGGAACGACCGCGUCAAGGUGAUCUUCCACCCUGAGUUCCUGUCCUCCACCAGCCCCCUGCUACCCAUGGACUACGAGGACUUUGUCCGGGGCUGUAACCUCGGCGUGUUCCCUUCCUACUACGAGCCCUGGGGUUACACACCUGGCGAGUGCACCGUGAUGGGCAUCCCCAGCGUCACUACCAACCUGUCGGGUUUUGGCUGUUUCAUGGAGGAGCACAUCUCGGAUCCUGCUGCCUACGGGAUCUACAUUGUCGAUCGGCGCUUUCGUUCCCCAGAGGAGUCCUGCAAUCAGCUGACCCAGUUCAUGUUCUCCUUCUGCCAGCAGUCCCGGCGCCAGCGCAUCAUCCAGCGGAAUCGAACCGAGCGGCUGUCGGACCUGCUGGACUGGAGAUACCUGGGCCGGUUCUAUGUCCACGCUCGCCGCCUCGCUCUCAGCAGAGCCUUUCCAGACAAGUUCCAGUUUGACCCCGCGGUUCCUCUGAAGACAGAGGGUUUCCACUACCCCCGGCCCGCAUCUGUGCCCCCUUCUCCCUCUGCCUCUCUACACUCCACCCCCCACCACAGCGACGCAGAGGACGACGAUGAUGACAACGAACCGUACGACGAGGAUGAGGAGGCUGAGCGGGACCGGCUGAACAUCAAAGCUCCCUUUGUGCUCGGAGCUGUGCCGAAGGGGAAGAAGAAGCAGCCAGGAGAGUCUGGAAACUGAGAGGCAGCAAACUGUGCUUCUGUUGGGUUGUCUGGGUCACAUCUGUCUGCAUCUAUCCUGGAUCUAACAUGGAUUAGUAGCAGCAGUAGCUUAGUGCAUAAGGACAGUACUGUAGUAACCCCAUCCAAGACAACCUGUUAAAUGUUGUGUUCCAAAGUUGGAUCCUCAACGUAAUAAAAGUCCUGAUGUUUCAGAAGUGCUGUGCUCCUGUGUUCUAACCCUUGUCUAAAUAGCCUAUGUGUGAAAAGUUCAGAAGUUCAAUCAUUUCCAUAGCAACACACCAGAUAUUAUCCGAUGACCUUUAUUACACUAACAAAUGACCUUCAAAGAGAUGAAACCAGAAUCAGUUAUCUAUAGUCUGUUCCAACAUUAGCUCCCAUAUAAUAUAAACUAGAAGGUGAACAAAUCAAAGUCUGUCUAGAAGGCUCGUUCUUCACAUGCGUGAUGAGAUAAAACUAUUAAUCCCAGCAUCUACUGAAACAGUAUGGUGUUUUAGAAUAAGACCCCUCAGCAGCUGACUGUGACAGUGUCUGCUCAGUAUGAGAUUCGCUGUCUGCAAACAAGGGUUAAACAUCCUCCCUAAUAAGAUUUUAGAUAGAGAGACACUUUAUUCAGCCUCCAGCUGACCUUUAACCCACAGUCCUUGAGAUUGACGGGGAAGAUGUUCUAUAUUGAUUAUUAUGCACUAAUGAGAGAAUUAUCUGGGUUCAACAACAUUAUGUUGACAUCACCAAUGCCUGCAAAUCAUAAACACAGAUAUUGUCUGGAACCAGAAACACAGUUACCAAACUCUGUCCCGUGUUCCAACAGAACAGUGUUCUGGUUUCAGCCUGGCUGCAGUGGUUCCUCCUCAUCAUCACUAACUCAACCACAGUGCUCAUGUGCUACAUUGGUAAAUGAAGCUUCAGACCUCAGGUAACUUCGAAUGUUGCUAUGAAGUCAGUUUUAUUAAAAUUUGACACAAAAUGAAUUUUUACACAACAGCUGUUCCCUCAGAAACGGAGGCGCUGACAUUUGGAAACAAAGACAGUGACUACAAAAGAUAGAUGAUCAGAAGUAUUCCCUCUUCCACACGGGGAGCUCCUGGAAAUACACCUCGUCAGGGGCUUCAUCUGGAGGAGGAGAGGAAGAAGAAAGAUGAGCCGAGGCUGGUUGGGAAGGAAAAAUCACACGUCAUGUCAUUAAUACAUAGAAAGGCAAAGGUCAGGCAGUUUAAAGCAGAGGGUCCUCCACACUGGCUGUGAGUCACCUUUAGGCUCCACAGACAGAACCCUCCCCUUACCCCUGUCUCUGGCCUGCUGCAGGAAGUUGAGCAGGACGCUGGCCGCCUGGUCCACACUCAUCUUCUCUGUGUUCUGACUGCGAGUCUCUGCCAGGAAACAUCCAACACAUUUAGAGUGACCCACUCACAGUCCACGGUGGGUUCCUGCUGUUCCUGAAACACCUGGAGACGUUGUUAAUGUGGAAGUGAAUACCUAGGUGUAACGUGUCAUAGACAUCGCCUUCCUUCCGGUCCUCUGACACGAACCUACGUCCCUCUGGAAGCAAAGACAUUCAAACAGACGCUCGGACUUUCUGCACGGUGACGUCUAGUAUCAGCUGCUGCAUCGCUUUGUCUCUUCGCGAUGAAACAAAUACACAAGCUUCUAGAGACGGUAUGAAUGUGCUAACACAAGGAUUCCAGUGAAUACAUACGAGUGCCCUUGAGGUACAGCAUGGCCUGCGGGGUCCAGUUCCUCCGCUGGAAAGAGCCCUGAAGAAGACAGAAACACUGUUGGUUUGGUUCCUGAGGACAUGUGGGAUGCAGAGGAAGGCGUUUACCUUGGGUGCGCUCCACGACUGUGAAAUGAACGAUGACACGAUCAGCAGGGCGAGCACGUACGUCACUGUGAGAGUCCUCGAACCCUGUGAAGAUACAAAGACAUGAGUCAGACCGUGCAGGGCGAGAGGAGGAGUUCUGGUGAGGUCUGCUCACUUUCAUGGUGUCUGUCGUCCUGUCCAGAGCGGAUGAGGGGGAUCUUCCUCCGUCUGUAUUUAUACUCUCCGAGGCGAGGACGUGCACUCUCUCAUGAUGCCAGAAGCUAUAGGUCAAGCCAAUUUGAUGGAGUAGGUGCAGAUGAAACCACAGAUCAAUGCUGAUUUGUCUGAACCUGCAUUUACUGUGAAUAACUGUGGAUUAAAGAGCUGCCAUGGUGCUUUCUCAGAAUUAGCGAGCUGGCCCUGUGUUACCCCUGAAGGCAGUAAUGAGGAGCAUUAUUGACAUAAUCUUCACUGGCACUUUUUUUCAGUUACAAACAUCCAUCCAUUUUCUAAACCGCUUAUUCCCUAAUGCGGGGUCACGGGGGUCACCCAGCUGACUAUGGGCGAGAGGCAGGGUACACCCUGGACGGGUCACCAGUCCAUCGCAGGGCAAAACAUAGACAGACAGACAACCAUUCACUCACACACUCACACCUACGGGCAAUGGAGAGAAGCCAAUCAACCUAAUGCACGUCUUUGGACUGUGAGAGGAAGCCGGAGAACCCGGAGACACGGGGAGAGCGUGCAAACUCCACACAGAAAGGCACCAGGGCCGCCUCCGGGAAUCAAACCCAGAACCUUCUUGCUGUGAGGCGACACUGCUACCCACCGCACCACCGUGCCGCCCAGUUACAAACACUUUAGGAUUUUUGUGUUAAGCUCCUGACAUCAGGUCCACUUCAGACGUGUUUGUUUCUGAUCUGAGAUCUGUUUCUGUCCACAUGCACCUCUACAUGCAUCCAGGCUCUGGUUCCAGAUUCAAGGUGAUCCUCAGCCAGUGUGAAGCACUAAAGCUGCUUAUCCCAGCCUCAUGAGGCUUCAUUUGUUCCUUUAGGCCCCUAGUGGACAAAACUCAUGAUGGUCAACUGAUUACAAUGCCAUUAGUGGUUUGGGUUCACUUUUACGUCCCAUGAUGUCAGUAAAUAUAUAAACCUCCUAGUUUUUGAAUAUUAUAUGCUUUAUAUAUAUGUGAAUGGAGGACAGCACAUGUGCGUCUGUAACUUUAUUGAUUUUUAAUCAGAAAUAAUAAUAAUGAUGCUUCAGCCUGGAUGAAGUGAUAUCAUCGUAUUCAGGUUCUUUGUAACUGUAACAGUAAGUGAAGUAUGAAAAUGAAAUUCAUUGUCCUUCAGCUUCACCAGUGAUUUUGGAAAAUUCAUGAACUCUUACUUAUUAUUAUUAUUAUUAUUAUUAUUAUUAUGUUCAUAUCUUCGCUGGGAGAAAAUUGAUUAAACUAGUCCACAUGGG
Molecule: messenger RNA, 5495 nt
Organism: Betta splendens (Siamese fighting fish)
Lineage: Eukaryota; Metazoa; Chordata; Actinopteri; Anabantiformes; Osphronemidae
Gene: gys2
Product: glycogen synthase 2
Exons: 16
Coding region: 111-2231 (706 amino acids)
Biological process (GO): glycogen biosynthetic process
Cellular component (GO): cytoplasm
Molecular function (GO): alpha-1,4-glucan glucosyltransferase (UDP-glucose donor) activity
Source: RefSeq, a predicted model, not a curated record